AUGCUGGUUACAAAACACGCUGCAGAGCUUUGUGCUCUCCUAGUUAACGACCUCUACGGUGAACUUCCAUCGCGAAUUCUCAUCGCCCUUCUGACCAAGGGACGAAGUACCAUUCCUCAGCUAGUGCAACAGACCUCACUUAACCCCCGUCAUCUAAGAAAUGGAUUAGGCGUGCUGUUCCAUCAGAAUUUGCUGUAUGCGCGAACUGAGCCUGGCUCUAAAACAACUACAUACGAGGCCAACCCCGAUGCCUGCUACAAUCUGAUCCGUUCCGGGAAAAUACUGGAAGUUUUGGAACAACGAUUCGGGGCCGCUGAACGUGAUUUGGUGCAGACUCUGAUGCUCCUUGGGCAUGCUCGGAUUCAAGACCUGGGCCAAGCGUUCUCGACGAGAGCUCCCCAGGCCAAUGGAGAAACCAACGGAACGCACUCGAUGCUUAUCGGAUCUGAGAGCCGACUUCGGUCUGUUUUAGCUCGCCUACUUCAGGCUGAAAUUGUCGAGGCCGUGCGAGCUGACACAUUCCGCAACCCAGCCGAAGUCCUUGAUGAAUACAAGCAAGAGAUGGCCAAAGCCUCACCAGGUGACAGGAUCAGCAACAAGGACAAGAUAGUGAAUGAUGAAAAGGCUGCGGAGCGGUACAUCGCCUUUCGAGAUAACGGGAAGGCCAUCAAAAGGCAGCUCGACCAAACACGGGGCAGCUAUGCAAAGAGGCGCAAGUUGCAGAAUGGCCAUUCCACAAAUGGGGACAUCGAUGAUGACGAUGCCCCUCAUUUAAAUCCAAACAUCAUCGUCAGAGUGAAUUACGAAAAAUGCUUGGUUGAGUUGCGGAACCACCGUUUGGUGGCUUUUGCAUCUGACAGCAUAGGCGAAACCACUGCCAGCGUAUAUCGCACACUUCUAGACCUAACUACAGCUCACAUGUCGAGGUGUCGAAUCGAUCCACUCGCGGCAGUAAAAGAGCCAGAACCGGCACCGAUUACAGUAACUACUCUGGACAUUUUUGAUCACCUAGACGAGAGCAUCGACGUUUCUAGAGGCAUUGGCAAGGUAUCUGGAGAUAAGAUUGACACCUCCAGUGUCGAGAAAGUGAAAAUGGAGGUGCCUCAAUCAGAUGACGAAUCUGACAUCGAGUCGGAUGACGAUGGGCCUAUUCCCAAUGGGCGGUCCAACAUCCGGCCAAGAGGAAACACUGGUCAACAUAAUGAUGACGAUCCGUUUUCUGAGUCGGAUAAUGACACGAGAACGAACGGCCAACGCCCAUCCAGGGUAACAUUUGACGACACUUCGACGAAUAGGGCAGCUCGCAUAGAACAAAUGAGGCAGCAUCUACUCUUACUGAAAGACAGCAAGCACCGGUUCAUCCGCCACUGUGGCACCCAGGGUCGAGGCCAAUGGACAGUGGACUUCCGGCUACUUAUGGCCCGGUUCCGAGAUGCUGAAAUGGAUGCGGUUAUUGAGCAAUCAUUCGGGAGACAUGGCCUGCGCUUGACUCGGAUCCUACGAGAGAGAGGCAAGCUUGACGAGAAAAUGCUUUACUCAUCAGCAUUGAUGAAGAAGGGAGAUGUGCAAGGGAAGAUGCUUGCUAUGCAAAUGGCUGGCCUAGUGGACAUUCAAGAAGUUCCCAGAGAUACCAACCGCCUGGCCAAUCGAACACUCUUUUUUUGGCAUUUCGAUGGCGAAAAGACGCAGGCCCAAUUGCUCGAUGAUGUUUACAAGGCGAUGUUGCGGUGUAUGCAAACACUGCAGGUUGAACGACACAAGGAACGCAACAUUCUAUCGUUUGUUGAGCGCAAGGACGUUCAGGGCAAGGAGGAAGAGGUUAUGACGGCCGAGCACUACAACAAGUACAACAGCCAUCUCGAAGUUCAGGACAGGUUACUGGGCCAAGUCAUGAGACUUGAUGACAUGGUUUCUGUGUUAAGGGAUUUCUAG
Messenger RNA from Clonostachys byssicola, 1932 nucleotides. The record is from the annotation of a GenBank genome assembly. Lineage: Eukaryota; Fungi; Ascomycota; Sordariomycetes; Hypocreales; Bionectriaceae.